Molecule: messenger RNA, 1427 nt
Organism: Linum trigynum
Lineage: Eukaryota; Viridiplantae; Streptophyta; Magnoliopsida; Malpighiales; Linaceae
Source: the annotation of a GenBank genome assembly
GGAUUUUUGGAGAAUUACACUCUAUCUCUAGAAAGAACGAACUUCUCUCACUAAAACAAUCUCUCGACCCUGUUCUUUCUUCCAUUUUGUCUCAAAGCCCCUACUUAACCAAGCCAUUCGUUCUUCUCGACCCAUUCUCGUGAACUUCACUCCUACACUCAGUUAGGUUCAAACAAUUGGCGCCCACCGUGGGGCCGAGAAGAAAAAUGGCAGAACAAGACUCCAACAUACCCGGCGAGGUAACCCCCAUCAAGGCGAUGACGGCCCCUAGGGUGUUCGCGGAAGCCAGCAACCGCGAUGCGGUACUCAUUGAGGAAGAGGAGCCCGAACUUACGGCCAAGGAGAUGAGGCAGUUGGUGACAAAGCAAAACGGCGUCAUCGCCGACAUGCAAAAACAGAUGAGUCAAGUUAUCGCGCUCAUGAUGAGCAGAGAAGCAGCGGCAGCACCAAAUGCGGCGCCAGCCGUGUUGCAGCUAACGCAAGGAGGGGCAUCAGGCGAUGCCCCGCUACCACAUCAGACAGCGGUCGAAUUGCCCGCACCUGAAGCCCAGCGACGCGAACCGCCCGGAAGAGCGGACCUCAGCUUUUUGGAGCAACACCUGUCCCCACAGUUCCGCCCCAACCCGCCUAGAAAAGCCCUUCAUCAGCCGUUGUGCGCGGAGAUUAUGGCGGAACACUUGAGUGGGACGCCACCCACCCUCCCGACUUACAACGGAACGACCGAUCCAGAGGAUCACGUCAGCACCUUCUGUCUGCGGAUGCAGCUCCAGACCAACUCCAACGCGGCGCUGUGCCGGACCUUCCCGUCAACAUUUUCGGGGAUAUGCCUCGAUUGGUAUAACCGCCUCCCCAACAGAAUCAUCCGCUCGUUCGAAGAGUUCAUACUCUUGUUCACAACGAAGUUCGCGUCACAAAAAAGAAGGCCCCUCCACCUUAAGGCGCUGAUAGACAUCCGCCAAAAGGACGGAGAAAGCUUGCGGGCGUUCUACGCCAGGUGGUCCAGGGUGGCAAUGGCCAUAAGAGAUCUCACCCCAGAAACCGCCACCCAUCACCUCAUGGACGCCACCACUAGCAUGGAGCUCAAAAGAGCGCUAGCAAAGAGGCCGAUCACGCUAUCUACGGAGCUAGAGGUCAAGAUCGAGAAAACCAUUACUUUGGAAGAGACGCUGGGCGCGGGUUCCGUCAGGCGCUUUGAACCCGCCAAAAUGCCCAAAGAAGAUCAAGCUCGUAAGCAGCUCCCUGUGCCGCGAGACCAACUGUUGCAAGCACACAGCGGUGCCAGACGCCCUCCACCUCCGCCGGAACAAGUCCAUCGGGGCGGUCGCCAGAUAGGCGCCCACCAAACUACACACCCCUCAACGACACUGUGAAGAACGUAUACCACGUUCUGCGCGAGAAAGGUUACAAAAUCAACUGGCCCGCGCCUA